UGCCCGCCUAAACCACUACAUAAGAUAGAGCCGUGUCGAAUUUUUAAAACUUAGGAACACGAGAGUAUCUGAAAAUGGCGGUGGCGAAAUCCGCUUGCCUUAACCACAUAUCCAGAGAAUCCUCUGACAUUAGACGCCUUGCUAAUUUCUACAAAGAGAUCUUUGGGUUCGAGGAGAUUGAGAGCCCAGAUUUCGGGGAGUUCAAGGUAAUAUGGUUGAAUCUUCCGGGAUCUUUUCCCAUGCAUUUAAUUGAAAGGAACCCACUCACGAAACUUCCCGAAGGUCCGUACAGUUCCACGGCGGCCGUUGCUGACCCUAGUAAUCUUCCUAGAGGUCAUCAUAUUUGCUUCACCGUUUCCAAUUUCGAUUCUUUUGUUCAGUCUCUCAAGGAUAAAGGAAUUCAGACUUUUCAGAGGUCCCUCCCCAAUGGGAAAGUGAGGCAGAUCUUCUUUUUUGAUCCAGAUGGUAAUGGAUUGGAGGUUGCCAGUAGGGAAGCUCCAUGAUUAGGAUGGAUGAACAUGGAAAUUUGUAUGUAAAAACAAAUGGAUGAUUUAGCUAAAUAAUAAAAAGGGUACCGAAUUUCUCUAUCAUUCUGUUGUAAGUGUAAUGUAAUAUUUGCAUGAGAUUGUCUUCCUCCUAAUAAGCAUCAGUUGGCAUUUCCAUGAUAAUAA
This is a messenger RNA of Gossypium raimondii (Peruvian cotton), 671 nucleotides long. RefSeq lists its product as hypothetical. The transcript has 4 exons. Bases 75 to 503 code for a protein of 142 amino acids. The record is from RefSeq and is a predicted model, not a curated record. NCBI's taxonomy places the organism in Eukaryota, Viridiplantae, Streptophyta, Magnoliopsida, Malvales, Malvaceae.